Molecule: messenger RNA, 3444 nt
Organism: Ascochyta rabiei
Lineage: Eukaryota; Fungi; Ascomycota; Dothideomycetes; Pleosporales; Didymellaceae
Product: E3 ubiquitin ligase
Exons: 3
Coding region: 1-3444 (1147 amino acids)
Biological process (GO): proteasome-mediated ubiquitin-dependent protein catabolic process
Cellular component (GO): nucleus
Molecular function (GO): ubiquitin protein ligase activity
Source: RefSeq, a predicted model, not a curated record
AUGGACAGCAGCAAUUCACGCGCCUCGCCCACGCCGCCCGCGCCGCCCACGCCGACGGCACCCACCAAGGCAGAGGCCAUGUCGACGUCGACGUUGCGGGCGGCGCGCGGCCAUACACCGACGGCCAGCCGGUCUGCCUCGCGGCUCGUCAAGGCAGAGAUGACGGCGCAGAGCCCCGCGCGGGCGGCGAGCAGCAACAGCCUCAAGCAGAAGACGGCGGCCAAGGUGGACGAGCCGCCGCGGGCGAGCAAAGCAGACGAGGUGGGCUUGGAUGCUGCACACAUACGGCAGACGAGGAGCACGACUGACACGGCACAGCAGCUCAAGGCCCUGAAGGCCGAGUUUGACAGUUUGCGCUCGCAUCUCACGUGCAAGGUCUGCGACCGCCUCCUGUACCAGCCAUACACGAUAGCAUGCGGCCACACGUACUGCUACACGUGUCUCUGCACCUGGUUCACCGAGAACAAGCAGAACAAGCAGAAGCUGACAUGUCCCGACUGCCGCGUGGUGGUCCAGCACCUGCCUGCGCCCGCUUAUGUCAUCAGAGACAUGACCGCCGUCUUCAUCGCCCGCGCCGACCUCCUACCGCCUGGCGAAACCAUCCAAGACCACAGGAAGUGGCAGCAAGACGACGCCAAUGCCGUGCAAAAGGACCGCGACAACACCGACCCACGUACCGGCGGGCUAUUCAAGGGCCUGUUCAAUGCACAUGCGCACCCCCUGCGCCCAUCGCUCCACAUCGUCCGCGACCAGGAGGACGGCGUCGAUCGCUGUCCCAUCUGCACGUGGGAGCUCGAGGACGGCGCCUGCACGCAGUGUGGCCUGGUCUUUGACGAGACGGGCGAGGUCUCGUGGGACAACAGCUUCACAGGCUUCAGUGACAUGGACGACAUGUCUGAGCAGGACGCCGACGACCUCGAUGCCGCCAUGGGCCUGGAAGAAGGCGAUUUCGAGGGCUUUGGCGACUCAAUGGACGGCUGGCAAGACUACCUCGGCGAUCCAGGCGCUGGUUUCGUCAUGCGCCGCUUCCUCCAACACAACAACUCCGGCCCACGCCGCCACAUGUCUCACAGCGAGGCCGGCAGCAGACGCUCGUACUCUCAGAGCAUCGUCUCGGACGUCUACGGCGACGAAAUGGACACGGUCGAGGAGGAAGAGGAAGAAGAGGACUCCGAGAUGAACGACUUUAUCGACGACGAAGCUCCGGAGCCCUCGCCUUCGGCCAGCGGUGCCUCCUCCACGCCCGGUCAGACACCCCAACCCACAGCAACCCGGCCACGGCUCCAAGCAAGAGCACGUCCUAUAGUGGAGGAAUCCGAGACCAGCUCAGCCAUUUCAAGUGUGGUCGAGGAGGAGGAGGACGAGGAGGCUGAGGAGGAGAACGAGGACGAAGAAGUAGAAGAAGACGCUGGUCCCGUGCGCCGAGGGCAAAGACCGCGAGCCCAAAACCACGUGCUGAACAGGGCCAACGGCUCUCGCUCCAGAUUCGCUCGCGUCGUUGCGCCGUCUUCAUCAGCGUCUACGGAUGCCUCAGCUGACGACCUUGAUGAAGAUACGCAAGCACUACUACAGGAAGAAGGCUGGAUGCGGCAAACGGAUGACGAUGAGAUGGACGAAGAAGAUGGAGACAGCGAUGGUGGAGCUACGACCGUUGGGUGGGAACCGCUUGCGAAUUCAAAUGACAGAAGCCGGAUGGGCGGUUCUCUAACACCUACUGCAGAUCGUCCUCGGCCUAGUGCCCCUAUCCGCCCCCCCUCGCGAGUGGGUAAUGUCCGAGCGCUCGAUGCCUCUCGUGGCCUCCGACGAAGAUCCUCUGUUCUGUCGAAUUCACCGGCUCACUACGAGGACGGCGAAGCCGAUGACGAUGACUCCGAUCAAGACGGCGACCUCGACAUGGCAAUGCACGCUCUUCGUAAUCGUCGCUCACAGCAGAUGAUGCGCAAUGGGCCAGUCUUCCAAAGCGCACCGGCUCGGUUCAUUCCCCAGGGAGGCAACGCUGCCAACGACGCAGACACCGACGACAACUCUGACAACUCGCAAGCUGGCCUCGGCCGUGGCGCGGCACGUACCCAACGGCGCGAAUACGAUCCGCGUAUCAGCUGGAUGUUCGCUGCACACCAAGCUGCGUUGCAACAGCACCAAACGGGUGGCAACUUGAUAGAUAUUGAAUCUCGCUCCAUCACACCACUGAAUCGACCGCCUACGUCCAACCGCAACCGUCAAAGCCCAGCGCCAGCCUCCUUCUCCCCCUUCCUACCUCCAGCACGACUGCGUACCCCACUGAUGGACAACUCCAAUAUCGGCCUGUCCUCACGUGUUAUGGCAUCGCCAAACAGGCGAAGUGCCAUGUCCCCUGCCCUCCCGUCCGCAGGUGUCCUGGAGAGCGCAUCUCGAAGUGAUCGUACAUCUUCUACCAGCUCGGCAGGCAACGACUCUGUUGUCCUAACGCCUGGCACAUCAACACCUAAUUCGUUGUAUUCCAUUGACCAGACAGUGCGUACGCAUGCCGUGGCAGCUAUGGAUAUGAUUGAUCGUCCUCAAAGCCGCGUCAGUGCCCGUCCCCCAUCAGCAGCAGGCCGCAGAGGAUCCACCAAUUUCUCGCCAGUCUAUCAGACCUUUCCACCUCCCAAUAUGGGUCUACAUGCUCCGGCAUCUGCAGCACCUGCUCGUCCAGCCAACCCAUGGGCUGCGUAUGUAUCGCGGACCAUCAGAGCCCGGAACUCUCGUUUGGGACUUCGGGAGCAAUCGUCAACAGCCACGCUGAGGCCCACUAGCUCCCGUGCUAACAUCCGUGAGAACGCAGCUCCCGCCCCGGCCAUGAGGACUCAAGCCUCACGAAUUGGUUUGCGCCCACAGCCUUCGGUGCGUCGACUGAGUGCACAGCCGUCCACGAGGGCUCUUCGAGCUCCACCAUCGCCUGGUCCCAAUGGACCAUUGGCCGGCCAGCCAAUGGCGCGGGUGCCAAUCGGAUUAACACAAGACGAUGUGACCGCUCGCGCUCGCGAGCUCCGCAACAAUAGAGAGCAGGCUCUUGGUCUCUCCAAUAAUGUGCCGGCGCGUACCAAUCCAUUUCAGUCAGGGUUCCGCCGACCAAGCAACGCUGGGAACAUGCCCCCAAUGGUACAAGCCCAAAGCGGAUCGCAACAUGUUCGGAGCAAUUCCAAUGAGUCCACGGGGUCAGUCAAUUCCGCUGGCACUGCUCACGACGUCUCCACAGGCCCAUCACUAGGACGACGCAGGAGUAAUCGUAACAUGAUGAACGUUCCACCACCUGGUGUUCUACCUCCUUCGCAGGCCUUUACUUCUCCGGUAACUGCGUAUACCAACAACGCAUACCAUUUACGACAGGGUAACCAAAUCGGUCCCUUGGCGGCAUUCGAGCCACCAGUACAGAACAACCACAACAGGACAGCUAAUCCUGUGGCCACUGGCCAGCUUAUCUGA